Staurois parvus is the source of this 1922-nucleotide messenger RNA. Lineage: Eukaryota; Metazoa; Chordata; Amphibia; Anura; Ranidae. The record is from the annotation of a GenBank genome assembly.
AUGGCGGGAGAUGCAAUCAUGCUAAUGCGAGGCCUGGCUAAGCUCAGUAAAGCCAUACUGGAGGUGCAGACCGGACAGUUGAGACAAGCAGCAGCGGGCAAAGAUGUUGCCAAUGUGGCCAGAAGCUGGCAGGUGGCUGCUGAGGAGCGUUCAGUGCUGCUAUGGGUAGAGUGCAGGAAUUUGGCAGGCAGCAGAAGAACCUGGCUGUGGAGGACACUGACAGUUUUUCGGGACCGGCCUCAGAAAUUGCCGGCAUGGAGUACUCGCCUACAUCUGACCACACUCACGAAAUCCAGCAUGCAGAGGAUCAGUCCAGCGAGGAUGCAGUCUACAGCAACCAGGGCCAAGACCUCUAUUCCUUCCAACCAGACCCCUCCUCCAAAAUAGAUAAUGGGACUUUAUUUGGAAAUCUCAGGGACACUGCAGGACCUUUUUCGGCCACAGGACAGAAAAGAGGCUUUCACCAGGACCACACUUCUGUCAGUGGGCUGACCGCAGAGGACAUUGACAAAGCCAGAGAGUCAAAGUCCACUCCAGAGCAGAAGCCCCACAGACAGAUGUUGAGUGAACGAGCGCGAGAGAGGAAAGUUCCAGUAACGCGGAUCGGCAGAUUGGCUAACUUUGGAGGAUUGGCAGUCGGUCUGGGCAUCGGAGCGCUAGCUGAAGUGGCCAAAAAGAGCUUAAGUCCAAAAUCUGAGAAUGGUAAAAAGGGUGUAAUGGAUUCCAGCCCUUUCUUAUCAGAAGCCAACGCGGAAAGAAUCGUCAGGACCCUGUGUAAGGUCCGUGGAGCUGCCCUGAAGCUGGGUCAGAUGCUCAGUAUUCAAGAUGAUGCAUUUAUCAACCCGCAGCUGCAGAAAGUAUUUGAGAGGGUUCGACAAAGCGCAGAUUUCAUGCCCAUCAAACAAGUUAUGAAAACCCUAAAUGCCGACCUGGGACCCAACUGGAGAGACGGGCUUGAGUUUUUUGAAGACCGCCCAUUUGCUGCAGCUUCCAUAGGACAGGUUCACCUAGCUCGUCUGAAGGAUGGUAGAGAGGUUGCUAUGAAAAUCCAGUAUCCCGGAGUGGCUCAGAGCAUCCACAGUGACGUGAACAACCUGAUGACGGUUCUCCACAUGAGCAACGCACUUCCUGAAGGACUGUUUCCUGACCAUCUGAUCGAAGUCCUGAGCAGAGAGCUGGCUCUGGAGUGUGAUUACAAGAGGGAGGCAGCCUGUGCCAAGAAGUUCAAGGAGCUGCUGAAGGACCAUCCGUUCUUUUAUGUGCCCGGUGUUAUAGAUGAUCUGUGCAGCCAGCAUGUCCUUACUACUGAACUGGUGUCCGGUUUCCCUCUCGACCAGGCUGAUGGCCUCAGCCAGGAAACUCGUAAUGAGAUCUGUGACAACAUCCUGACUUUAUGCCUACGAGAGUUGUUUGAAUUCCGCUUCAUGCAGACUGAUCCAAACUGGUCCAAUUUCUUCUAUGACCCAGAGCUAAAGAAGGUGGCCCUGCUGGACUUUGGGGCAACACGAGGCUUUGAUGAAGAAUUCACAGAUAUUUAUAUUGAGGUAAUCCGGGCAGCUGCAGACAAAGACAGAGAGAGGCUAUUAAAGAAGUCUGUUGAGAUGAAAUUUCUCACAGGUUAUGAAUCAAAGGCUAUGGAGAACGCCCACCUGGAAGCAGUCCUGAUCCUAGGAGAAGCCUUCGGCUCUGAUGUCCCCUUCAACUUUGGCAGUCAGAGCACCACAGAACGAAUUCAUCGCCUCAUCCCCAUCAUGUUAAAGCACCGUCUCAUCCCCCCUCCAGAAGAGACCUAUUCCCUCCACAGAAAGAUGGGUGGCUCAUUCCUUAUCUGCUCCAAGCUGAAAUCCCAAAUCCCUUGCAAGAAGAUGUUUGAGGAUGCCUACAGCAAUUACUGGAAGGGCAAGGAGCACAAGAGAUGUUAG